GCUUCAUUCUCAGACCAGACAGGUUCCACUGGCGGAGAGUGGAGCAGCGCUGCCGAGGAACUCCACACAUCCACCCACAGCUCACAUCCACCCACAGCUCACGUCUACAACAGUGAAAGAAAGAAAGCAAGACAAGUCCGUCUUGAGCAGUCAUGUCGGCCAAAGCCAUCUCGGAGCAGACGGGGAAGGAGUAUCUCUACAAGUACAUCUGCACGUCGGCGCCAGUCCAGAACAGGUUCCGCUACGCCAACGUGACAACCGAGAYGGACUUUCAGCGGCUGACGCAGGAACACCCAUGGCUGCUCACAGAGAGGCUCGUUGUGAAGCCAGACCAGCUGAUUAAGAGGAGAGGGAAGCUCGGUCUGGUCGGCGUCAAUCUGGACCUGAACGGGGUCAAAGAGUGGCUCAAGYCACGCCUUAUGAAAGARACGAUGGUGGGAAAAGCAAAAKGCAUUCUCAAAAACUUYCUUAUAGAGCCAUUUGUUCCUCAUAAGCAGACAGAGGAGUUCUACGUGUGCAUUUAUGCUGCCCGAGAGGGAGACUACGUCCUCUUCCACCACGAGGGAGGGGUGGAUGUCGGAGACGUGGACGCCAAGGCACAAAAGCUGCUAAUUGGGGUGGAUGAAAAGAUCAGUGAAGAUCAGGUGAAGAGAGAACUGCUGACUAAAGCUCCCAAUGACAAGAAAGCGAUUCUUGCCARCUUCAUCGUCGGACUCUUCAACCUGUAUGAGGACCUCUUCUUCACAUACCUGGAGAUCAACCCUCUGGUGGUGACAAAAGAUGGAGUGUAUGUGCUGGACAUGGCGGCGAAGAUUGACGCAACUGCUGACUACAUUUGCAAAUCCAAGUGGGGUGACGUGGAGUUCCCGCCCCCCUUCGGCAGGGAGGCCUACCCCGAGGAAGCCUACAUCGCUGAUCUCGAUGCAAAGAGCGGUGCCAGUCUCAAACUGACUCUGUUGAAUCCCCGAGGCAGAAUCUGGACCAUGGUGGCUGGAGGAGGCGCCUCAGUCGUGUACAGUGAUACAAUUUGUGACCUGGGUGGAGUCGACGAGCUGGCCAAUUAUGGCGAGUAUUCAGGAGCRCCAAGCGAACAGCAGACCUACGACUACGCAAAGACCAUCCUGUCUCUGAUGACGAGAGAGAAGCAUCCCGAUGGAAAGGUUUUGAUUAUCGGUGGAAGCAUYGCAAACUUCACAAAUGUAGCAGCAACAUUUAAGGGAAUUGUUCGAGCUAUUAGAGACUAUCAGGGGCCACUUAAGGAGCAUGAAGUCACUAUAUUUGUCCGCCGCGGCGGCCCCAACUAUCAAGAGGGCCUCAGAGUGAUGGGAGAAGUUGGUAUCAGAGCUUGGAAUGGAUGUUCAGUGYAGGUGGUGUUUUAUCGAAUAACCUGAAGGCCUGAUGUAUCUCUGCCCCAUUAUUACGUUUGCAGUGAAUAAAGGACAAGAGCUUCCACUCCCCAUUUUGUUGUGCAGACUCCAACAUCCAGAAGAAAAGACCCUUCAGAAAACAAAGCUAAAAUUGAGGGCUCACCAGCUAAGAAGGUGAAAACUGGAGCUUCUGUUACUAAGGCCUCUACCCUCUUCACCAAACACACCAAAGCUCUGGUGUGGGGUAUGCAGACUAGAGCAGUGCAGGGCAUGCUGGACUUUGACUAUGUCUGUUCCAGAGAAGAGCCAUCUGUUUCUGCCCUGAUCUACCCUUUCACUGGCGACCACAAACAGAAAUUUUAUUGGGGCCAUAAAGAGAUCCUCAUCCCAGUGUAUAAAAACAUGAGCGAUGCCAUGAGGAAGCACCCCGACGUGGACGUGCUCAUCAGUUUUGCUUCUUUGCGCUCAGCCUUUGAAAGCACCUUGGAGACCAUGCAGUACCCUCAGAUUCGAACCAUUGCCAUUAUUGCUGAGGGAAUCCCCGAAGCACACACAAGAAAGAUCAUUAAAGCUGCAGAUGAGAAGGGUGUCACCCUCAUUGGCCCUGCUACAGUUGGAGGGAUAAAGCCUGGUUGCUUCAAGAUUGGUAACACUGGAGGCAUGCUGGACAAUAUCCUCGCCUCCAAGCUGUACCGUCCGGGCAGCGUGGCCUACGUGUCCCGCUCAGGCGGCAUGUCCAAUGAACUCAACAACAUAAUCUCCCGCACUACCGAUGGUGUUUUUGAGGGUGUGGCCAUCGGAGGGGACAGAUAUCCAGGCUCCGUGUUUACUGACCACGUUCUGCGCUACCAAGACACUCCGGGAGUGAAAAUGAUUGUCGUACUUGGAGAGAUUGGCGGGACAGAAGAAUACAAGAUUGGCCAGGCUAUUAAACAGGGCAGAAUUACCAAGCCAGUAGUGAGCUGGUGCAUUGGUACCUGUGCCACCAUGUUCUCCUCAGAGGUACAGUUUGGCCAUGCAGGAGCCUGUGCCAACCAGGCCUCUGAAACAGCUGUAGCCAAGAACAAGGCUCUGAAAGAGGCUGGAGCGUACGUUCCCAAGAGCUUUGAUGAGCUGGGACAGAUCAUCAAAUCUGUGUAUGAUGGUCUUGUUUCCAAAGGAGUAAUCCAGCCAGCUGAAGAGGUGCCUCCUCCCACUGUACCAAUGGAUUACUCCUGGGCACGAGAGCUGGGCCUAAUACGUAAACCAGCUUCCUUCAUGACCAGCAUUUGUGACGAGAGAGGCCAGGAGCUCCUCUAUGCUGGCAUGCCCAUCACUGAGGUCUUCAAGUCUGAAAUUGGCCUAGGAGGAACUCUGGGGCUUCUGUGGUUCCAGCGGAGGCUCCCGAAGUACGCCUGCCAGUUUAUUGAGAUGUGCCUGAUGGUAACUGCAGAUCAUGGCCCUGCUGUUUCGGGUGCACACAACACUAUUGUCUGUGCCCGGGCUGGCAAAGACUUAAUCUCCAGUCUCACUUCUGGCCUCCUCACCAUUGGAGACAGAUUUGGAGGAGCUCUGGAUGCUGCUGCAAAGCAGUUCAGCCAUGCUUUUGAUAGCGGCAUGUUGCCUAUGGAGUUUGUCAACAAGAUGAAGAAGGAUGGAAAGCUGAUCAUGGGCAUCGGACACAGAGUUAAGUCGAUAAAUAAUCCUGACAUGAGAGUCCAGAUCUUAAAGGACUUUGUGAAGCAGAACUUUCCUUCCUCACAACUUCUGGACUAUGCUUUAGAAGUAGAGAAGAUCACCACUUCUAAAAAGCCCAACCUGAUCUUGAAUGUGGACGGCUUCAUUGGUGUGGCCUUUGUGGACUUGCUCAGAACCUGUGGAGGAUUUACAAGAGAUGAGGCAGAUGAGUUUGUUGAAAUCGGUGCUCUUAAUGGCAUCUUUGUCCUGGGACGCAGCAUGGGAUUUAUUGGUCAUUACCUGGACCAGAAGAGGCUGAAGCAGGGUCUGUAUCGCCACCCCUGGGAUGAUAUCUCCUAUGUGCUGCCGGAGCACAUGUCUAUGUAAUCAAAGAGGCGAAACCACACCUCAUCCACACUGUGAUCUGCCACUUCAGAAACUAGUGGCAGUAAACUAAAGGUACAUGUUACAAAUAUUAUAGSCGUCAAUGUGAGAAACCGAGAAGAUGCUUCAGGGUAUAUUUAUAGUUGUAAAAGCCAGUCAUUGCAGCAGUUUUGUGAGUACUGCUAAAACCUGCCUAAAUGUGAUGCUUGAAGGUCUGUCAAUGUGCUGCAGAGAUGCAAUAGGUUCAGAUAUACAUGUGAAUAUUUAGCCGCUGACCACAACUACCAGUCACGACGAGUGAAGUGCUGUAAUUUAUCCAUAAAUAUWACAUUAACAUGUUUACAAAGUCUGUAUGUCCUAUUCUUGUGUAACACCUACUAUUGUUAUUGUGCCAUUUGGAAAUGGCAAAGUUCAGUGCAAUAAUACAGAUCAAAGCUGAAGUCCUUCAUAUCCGUGUCGAUGUAAUGUUCCUAAAGCAGUGGUUUGCUUUUGUGUGCCAAACUGAGAUGUUACAUGUUUAUUAUUUGAGGCUCCAUGUCUUAUUUUACCUUUUAAAUGCUGGUUUUAAACAUCAUUUCAYAUUCUUCAUCUGUAACUGUCAUACACAGUAUAUUAAAUGAUCAAAUCAUGCUUGUUAGUUUCUUAAGUGUGAGACAGAAUGUUUCAUCUACCUUGUGCUUUUGUGUCUAUUUUUAACCUUCUCAGUGUGGACUAAUUGUGCUUAUUUGUGCUUACAUGCUGUAUGUUCACAAUUGCACUUGUGAGAUAAAAGAAAUAAAGUGAACAUGAUGUAAUCAUA
Poecilia reticulata (guppy) is the source of this 4206-nucleotide messenger RNA. The record is from RefSeq and is a predicted model, not a curated record. NCBI's taxonomy places the organism in Eukaryota, Metazoa, Chordata, Actinopteri, Cyprinodontiformes, Poeciliidae.